Molecule: messenger RNA, 822 nt
Organism: Kazachstania africana CBS 2517
Lineage: Eukaryota; Fungi; Ascomycota; Saccharomycetes; Saccharomycetales; Saccharomycetaceae
Gene: BER1
Product: Ber1p
Exons: 1
Coding region: 1-822 (273 amino acids)
Biological process (GO): microtubule-based process
Cellular component (GO): cytoplasm; nucleus
Source: RefSeq, a predicted model, not a curated record
AUGAUGGUACGUUCUGCAUUAAAGAAAGCUAAGGAGCAAAAUAAAUCAUGGGAGAGUUCGUUUGAUGAAACGUUGUUAUCUUUGAGAAAAGUUAUCAGAGAAUCUGAGAUGUUCAAAAGAAUAGAAGCGGACUUGCUUCCUCAUAUUGAUGAGCUUGGAGGUAUAAGGUGCCUUGCUAUUGGAAGUUUUUCCGAGGAUCAGCCAGCCAGAUAUCAAUUAGCACUCCUGAUAGAAAUUUUGAACUUCCUAGAAUUAGAGAAAAAUACGCCGCUCAUCGUUUCGAUCUAUGAUCCACUUUUCAGUGAAAACGAUUUAAAAUUCAUUGAAGGAAUGGGAUGUAACUGGAAGGUUGAAGGGAGCUUAGAAGACAAGUCAGAAUAUUCUAAAAAUGCAUUGUUUCUUCUGCCGCAUGCACCACUUGACUUGACAGAAGAGGUUUUAAAAACCGAACGGCCCAGAUAUUUUUUGGCUAAUCACAUUGUGACACACACUGAUAGAUAUACAAAAAGUCAGCUUUUUGAAAAAUACCCUGUAUUAUGUAAGCUCGUUCACUUACUAGAUCAAAAUAGCAAGCCUUCAGAGAAGAAGGUAACAAAUUCAUCCUCACAAACUAACAACAAUUUCACAACUGUAACGUCAAAAAAGAAGAGAAGGAAAAGUAAAUACGUAUUACAAGAGCCAAAUAUUGAUUAUGACAGCAUUGAGUGUCCAUACGGUAAUUGCCAUAUUGUCUGUGAUUUUGAAGCGGGGUCUCUUCUAAAAGAUAAGCCAUGGGUCAACGCCUUUUCUGAUUUGACCCUGCACUUGUUCGAUAUAGUAUAA